AUGCUGAUCGCAAGGCAGGAUGUUGACCCAACGGAGCUGUAUCCUGCACAUUACAUCUCUAUGCCGGUGGAUCAUUUCCACAACGAAUCCCGAUAUGAACCACAUUCAAAUAAAACAUUCAAUCUUCGGUACUAUUUUGAUGCAACAUACUACAAACCUGGAGGCCCUGUGAUAGUCCUGCAGAGCGGGGAAGCAGAUGCCAGCACGCGUCUACCAUACCUUCAGAAAGGAAUUGUCUACCAGCUAGCAACGGCUCUUAACGGCAUUGGCGUGGUCUUGGAGCACAGAUAUUAUGGAAAGAGUUUCCCUACACCUGACCUGUCGACCGAAAACCUACGGUUUUUAUCCACCGACCAGGCAGUGGCUGAUCAAGCAUACUUUGCGUCACAUGUCGUCUUUCCGGGACUGGAGCACGUAAAUUUGACAGCUCCGGGCACGCCUUAUCUAGCUUAUGGCGGCUCUUAUUCUGGAGGCGUUGUCGCAUUCUUGCGUAAGUUAUAUCCUGAGAUCUACUGGGGCGCAAUUUCAUCAUCGGGAGUCACGGAGGCGAUUUAUGACUACUGGGAGUAUUAUGAACCCGUUCGCCAAUAUGGUCCACCGGCAUGUAUCGCAAACCAAGUCAAGUUGAUCAACAUUAUGGAUAACAUCCUCCUGAAGAAUGAUGCGAAGACCGUGGCACAGCUCAAGAAGGGUUUCGGCAUGCAGACCCUAACGCAUAGCGACGAUCUUGCAAACCUUGCAUCGGGUGGAAUUGGCUGGUGGCAGUCAAGAAACUGGGACCCGGCCGUUAACAGUCCGGAAUUCAGCUACUACUGCGGAAACAUCAGCUCUGACACUCUUCUUUGGCCCAGCUAUGCCAGCAUGAAGGCCAACGCUACAUCACUCAUAAGUGCAGGCGGAUGGGGAAAUGAAAGCGCACAACUGCUGAACCCUAUGCUCAAUUGGAUGGCAUGGACUAACAACAGUUACGUCGGAUCGUGCGACGCCUCGCUUGAUGAAUGCUACAACAAUCACAACGCGUCAGCACCCAUGUAUACCGACAAGAACAUCACAAAUUAUAAUGCACUGUCAUGGGCGUAUCAGUACUGUACAGAGUGGGGUUACAUUCAAGACGGAUCAAGUGUUCCAGACGAUGAACUUCCUCUCAUAUCUCGUCUGCUGACCAUCAAAUAUUUGACCCAAGUUUGCCGAUAUGCCUUUAACAUUACAACGCCGCCGAACGUCAAUGCUGUCAAUAAGUACGGAGGCUUCAACAUCUCCUAUCCGAGACUUGCGACUAUAGGAGGUCAAGCCGACCCCUGGCGUCCCGCUACAGCGUUGGCGACGCUGGCUGAACCUGAUGUACUCAACCAAACAAGCACGCCAAGCGAGCCCGUUAUUCUCAUUCAAGGGGCAGUGCAUCAUUGGGACGAAAAUGGAUUGUUUCCGAAUGAGACAACGUCAAAUCUGCCACCAGCCCCUGUGGCCAACGCCCAGAGGCAAAUCGUAGAGGCGGCCCAAGGAUGGAUCGCAGAGUGGGAGGCAUCAGGCCUCUGA
Messenger RNA from Cladophialophora psammophila CBS 110553, 1536 nucleotides. RefSeq lists its product as uncharacterized. The transcript has 2 exons. Lineage: Eukaryota; Fungi; Ascomycota; Eurotiomycetes; Chaetothyriales; Herpotrichiellaceae. Gene Ontology annotation, molecular function: serine-type exopeptidase activity; dipeptidyl-peptidase activity. Bases 1 to 1536 code for a protein of 511 amino acids. Gene Ontology annotation, biological process: proteolysis. The record is from RefSeq and is a predicted model, not a curated record.